GGCCCAGCAGCCUAGAGCGCCUCCGUGUUAUGUGUGCCAUGGACUCAGCCCAGUAAUAUUGACAAUAGGGCGAAAAAGGGACUUAUAUUCCCUAAUAAAACAUAUUUUCUCUAUUAAAAUAACAUAUUAGCGCGGUGUGUGGAUAUUAAGAGAUACCCGGCGAUGUUCGUAUUUCAGCUGGAUCAUUUUCUAUCAUCGGCAAUUUGAGUGUUUGAUGGGAUUAUUGCUGUGGGUUUGGCAGUUUUUAAGGCCAAAAACAGAUUUUGUCUCUUUAUUUUUCUUUUUCUGCUGCUUCAAGAGGCCUUGAAGGAGGAAAGACGGUUAAAAACAUCCAAAUCAGCUCCUCACAUCGAAAACAUCAAGGGCUAUGUCCUCCGCAUCCACCACGCCUCCAUCAGUGGAUAAAGUAGACGGAUUUUCCCGGAAGUCUGUCCGGAAAGCCAAGCAGAAACGUUCUCAGAGUUCCUCACAGUUCCGCUCUCAGGGCAAACCAAUCGAACUCACACCUCUUCCCCUGCUCAAAGACGUCUCUGCUCAGGAGCAGCCGGAUUUGUUCCUGAAGAAACUUCAGCAGUGUUGUGCUUUGUUUGAUUUCAUGGACACUCUGUCAGACCUGAAGAUGAAAGAAUACAAGCGCUCAACCCUCAACGAGCUUGUCGAUUAUGUCACUGUCAGCCGAGGAUACCUCACAGAGCAGGCCUACCCCGAGGUCGUCAAAAUGGUAUCCUAUAAUAUAUUCCGAACUCUUCCGCCCAGUGACAGUAAUGAGUUUGAUCCGGAGGAGGAUGAACCCACCCUAGAGGCCUCAUGGCCACAUUUACAGCUCGUGUAUGAGUUCUUCAUUCGUUUUUUGGAGAGCCAGGAGUUUCAACCCAGCAUUGCCAAAAAGUACAUAGACCAGAAAUUUGUCUUACAGCUGCUGGAGUUGUUCGACAGCGAGGACCCGCGGGAGAGAGAUUACCUGAAGACAGUCUUACACAGAAUCUACGGAAAAUUCCUUGGACUAAGAGCUUUUAUACGAAAACAGAUUAAUAAUAUUUUUCUACGUUUUGUUUAUGAAACUGAGCACUUCAGUGGAGUGGCAGAAUUGUUGGAGAUUUUGGGAAGCAUCAUCAAUGGCUUCGCUCUGCCACUGAAGGCUGAGCACAAACAGUUUCUGGUGAAAGUUUUGAUUCCUCUUCACACCGUCAAGAGCCUCUCACUUUUCCAUGCACAGCUGGCAUAUUGUAUUGUACAGUUCUUAGAGAAAGACCCUGCAUUAACAGAACCAGUUAUCAGAGGUCUGCUGAAAUUCUGGCCUAAAACCUGCAGUCAGAAAGAGGUCAUGUACCUAGGAGAGUUGGAGGAGAUUCUGGAUGUGAUUGAGCCUACGCAGUUUGUGAAGAUACAGGAGCCUCUCUUCAAACAGAUCUCCAAAUGUGUCUCCAGCCCUCAUUUUCAGGUGGCUGAGAGAGCUCUGUACUACUGGAAUAACGAGUACAUCAUGAGUCUGAUUGAGGAGAACUCUAAUGUGAUUCUUCCUAUAAUGUUCACAAGUCUGUACCGUAUCUCCAAAGAACACUGGAACCCGGCCAUUGUAGCUUUAGUCUAUAAUGUUCUGAAGGCCUUCAUGGAAAUGAACAGCCCUUUGUUUGAUGAACUCACGUCUACUUACAAGUCAGAUCGUCAGAGAGAGAAGAAAAAAGAGAAGGAGAGAGAGGAGCUGUGGAAGAGGUUGGAGGAUCUGGAGUUAAAGAAAAGCCUCCAGAGCGACGGAAUUAUUCCCACUUAACGACGCGCCUUUCCCGGACCGCUUUUUCCCAACGCCUCCAACACGCGCUCGGAACGUUGGCCACAUUUUUUCCUUUCUGUAUUUGUGCGACUUACUUUACGGUAGAUUCACCUCGUCAGUCUCAUAAUUUCAAAAGCACUGUAAAUAACUUUAUUUUAUCUUCUUUUUUUCCCCCUUAAAAAUAUAAUGCCCAAAAACAACAUGACUAGAAAAGGAAAUUAAACAAUUAAAAUAAGGAAAAAAACAAGAGAAACCCGCACUGGAGGUGUAAGGACUUUGAACAGACAGUAGGACUGAAAUAAAUGACUGCUGUUAAGAAAAUCAAACAAACAACCAGAGAAUCUCAUCCCACUGAUCUGACAUACCUCGGCCAUCCUUACUGAACAACACCAGCCCAAUUCUCUCUCAUUAUCCUCACCUGCCCCCUUCUCUAUGUACCUUUCUCUUCCCCGCUAUUUCUUUUCUUCCUCAUGUUUCUGAAUUGGCUCAACAUUCGCCACCUGUGUGUCCUUAAUAUCUGAAAGCAGAGUAGUCUGCCCUUGACCUCUGAUUAUUUGUUAACAUCUGGAUAAAUGCAGUGGGUCUGGACACCUUAAGGAGACGCAAAAGGACACUAAGCAGUAACCAGCAAAGAAGAGGAAGUCAUAAAUACACACCAGCUCUUGUUUUUCCACCCUUUUCGUUCUUUUUUUGUCCAAAUGUGCCGCCCGAUACACUCAUUUGGACUCUUUAGCACCAGUCCGGUACUGGUACCAGUAAAUGGGACACACAAACACACACACACACAUCAGAGCGGGUGUCCAGAAUUCCAGCAGCAAAACCGGAGAUGCUUGUCAUGAGAAAUCGAACUGCACGUGCACACACACAUUCUGCAUUCGAGUGUGUGAGGAGUUUGUUACAGUGUUAAGUACCUGUAUACUGUAUCUGAAUGCAGUACUUAGAUACUCUGUAUCUAGUAGAACCUUUAGCGUAUUUUUCUUUAGGAGAAUCCAGUAUAUGAUGAGGAAAGAUUGAACACCACCUCUUGGAAUUUUUUUUUCUCUUCCUUUCUUGGGUUUCACUUAUAAUUUGUUUUGGGUUUAUUUUAUUUUUUUGUCUGGAAUUGGUUUUGUUUUUUGUUUUUUUGACCAAGUGGAAUUUGUUCUUCCUUUUUUUUUUUUUUUUACUUAGUUGCUGAUUUGGGGGGAGUGAGAGGGGGACUGUGGAGGACUGAUGCUGUGGAGCUUUGUCAGAAUUAAACCUGUGCUUUAGAAAGCCCCAGAAAUCAAACGAUUAUAAAAGCUGAAAGGGUUGGAUAAAUGCAAAUGUUUAAUUAUUUUAAAAAAUAAAGAGAUAUUAAAUUAAA
This is a messenger RNA of Carassius gibelio (silver crucian carp), 3116 nucleotides long. RefSeq names its product protein phosphatase 2, regulatory subunit B', epsilon isoform b (gene ppp2r5eb). Lineage: Eukaryota; Metazoa; Chordata; Actinopteri; Cypriniformes; Cyprinidae. The record is from RefSeq and is a predicted model, not a curated record. Gene Ontology annotation, molecular function: protein phosphatase activator activity. The coding region runs from base 368 to 1771 and encodes 467 amino acids. The transcript is spliced from 14 exons. Gene Ontology annotation, cellular component: protein phosphatase type 2A complex; cytosol; nucleus. Gene Ontology annotation, biological process: protein dephosphorylation; signal transduction.